Lecanosticta acicola is the source of this 1106-nucleotide messenger RNA. Lineage: Eukaryota; Fungi; Ascomycota; Dothideomycetes; Mycosphaerellales; Mycosphaerellaceae. The record is from the annotation of a GenBank genome assembly.
AUGCCUACAACACUCAAGGAGUUCGAGGCGGUCUGGCCGAAGCUUGUUGAGGACCUGAAAGAACACAGCCAGAAGUACAAACUCCCAGAGCAAGCUUUGAGGUGGUAUGAUCAGGUACGCGACAAUCACAAGCUUGGAUGUCCGCACAAAGCGUCGAUUGACUGAUCACCCAGUCUCUAUAGUCCCUCAACCACAACACCGUAGGUGGAAAAUGCAACCGCGGUCUCUCAGUCGUCGACACCACACAACUACUCCUCGGUCGCAAGCUCAGCGACGAUGAGUACUUCAAAUCUGCGUCGCUAGGGUGGAUGAUCGAGCUGCUUCAGGCUUUCUUCCUUGUCAGCGACGAUAUCAUGGACAGCAGCAAGACGCGUCGCGGCAACCCAUGCUGGUACCUCAUGCCCAACGUUGGAAUGAUCGCCAUCAACGACGCUUUCUUGCUCGAGUCUGCAAUCUACUUGCUCCUGAAGAAAUACUUCCGUCAAGAGAAAUACUACGUGGAUUUGCUGGAGCUGUUCCAUGAGGUGACAUUCCAGACAGAAUUGGGACAAGCAUGCGAUCUGCUCACAGCGCCAGAAGAACAUGUGGACCUGGACAACUUCAGCAUGGAGAAGUACACGUUCAUUGUCAUCUACAAGACCGCCUACUACAGCUUUUACCUCCCCGUCGCCCUCGCUCUAUACUUUGCCGGCUUCGCUUCGCCGAAGAAUCUGAAGCAAGCAGAAGACAUCCUUAUUCCCAUGGGCGAGUACUUUCAAGUACAAGACGACUACCUCGACAACUUCGCUGACCCCGCGGUGCUGGGCAAGAUUGGAACAGACAUCCAGGACAACAAGUGCAGUUGGUUGAUCAACCAGGCAUUAAAGAUCGCAACACCAGAGCAGCGAAAAGUCCUAGAGCAGAACUACGGGAAGAAGGAUAGCAAGGCGGAGGACGAGGUCAAGAAGGUGUUCAACGAGAUGGAGCUCGAUAAGGUGUAUGCCAAGUACGAAGAGGAGCGUGUUGCCGAGAUCCGGGAGAAGAUUGCGAAGAUGGACGAGAGUGAAGGUCUGAAGAAGGAGAUCUUCGAAGAGUUCUUGCGAAAGAUCUACAAGCGGAGCAAAUAG